This is a messenger RNA of Osmerus eperlanus (European smelt), 3586 nucleotides long. RefSeq names its product ATPase family AAA domain containing 1b (gene atad1b). The transcript is spliced from 10 exons. The record is from RefSeq and is a predicted model, not a curated record. Gene Ontology annotation, molecular function: ATP hydrolysis activity; ATP binding. Gene Ontology annotation, cellular component: mitochondrial outer membrane. Gene Ontology annotation, biological process: extraction of mislocalized protein from mitochondrial outer membrane. The coding region runs from base 155 to 1255 and encodes 366 amino acids. NCBI's taxonomy places the organism in Eukaryota, Metazoa, Chordata, Actinopteri, Osmeriformes, Osmeridae.
UACUGAUCAUUGAGGUUUCUACCAUCAAAGGUUCUUUCAGAUCCAAAUUUUAAGAGUCCACUCCAAACCGAUAGGGGGCAACAACAAAUGCCAUGGAUGGGGAGGCGAGAGAGUAAAACAAGGAAGCACCUAAGUUGCCGAGGUCUCUGAGAAGAUGGUGCUCAAAGAGAUUCCCACCGAGAACAUCGCCCGGCCGUUGGGUCGGAAUGAAGUAAUAGGACUUUUAUUCCGGCUGACGAUAUUUGGAGCAGUCACCUACUUCACCAUUAAGUGGAUGGUCGACGCCAUUGAUCCCACCAGGAAGCAGAAGGUUGAGGCACAGAAGCAGGCUGAGAAGCUCAUGAAGCAGAUUGGCGUGCAGAAUGUCAAGCUGUCAGAGUACGAGAUGAGCAUCGCUGCUCACCUGGUGGAUCCUCUAACCAUGCAGAUUACCUGGAGCGACAUUGCUGGUCUGGAUGAGGUAAUCAAUGAACUUAAAGACACGGUCAUACUGCCCAUCCAGAAAAGACACCUGUUUGAGGGAUCCAGGCUGCUUCAACCCCCUAAAGGCGUGCUGCUGUACGGCCCGCCAGGCUGUGGCAAGACGCUGAUCGCCAAGGCAACGGCCAAAGAGGCGGGCUUCCGCUUCAUCAACCUGCAGCCGUCCACCUUGACGGACAAGUGGUAUGGCGAAUCUCAGAAGCUGGCGGCCGCAGUCUUCUCCCUGGCCAUGAAGCUGCAGCCCUCUAUCAUCUUCAUAGACGAGAUAGACUCGUUCCUGAGAAGCCGGUCCAGUUCAGACCACGAGGCCACAGCCAUGAUGAAGGCCCAGUUCAUGAGCCUGUGGGAUGGGCUGGACACAGACUACAACUGCCAGGUGAUCAUUAUGGGGGCCACCAACCGUCCUCAGGACCUGGACUCUGCCAUUCUCAGGAGGAUGCCCACCCGCUUCCACAUCAACCAGCCUAACGUCAGACAGAGAGAAGAAGUGCUGAAGCUCAUCCUGGAGAACGAGAGCGUGGACACGGAGGUCGACUUGGGCGACAUCGCCAAGGACACGGACGGCUUCUCGGGCAGUGACCUCAGGGAGAUGUGUCGCGACGCGGCGCUGCUCUGCGUGCGAGACUUCAUCCACAACAGCCACGUCAACGACAGUCUGGAUGAGGACCACAUACGGCCCAUCCAGCAGCAGGACCUGCAGAAAGCCUUCCAGAAGAUGAAGAAGUCCAAGUCUGCGGGGGGCCAGGGCGUCCUCAUGCACGCUGCGCUGGACUGAGCUGGCCUGGGGAGGGGGGGGAGCUGCGGGCUGUAGUUCAUGACCUGUCCUGUCUUGGCUGUCGUAUGGUGGGAGAAAACCUAGGGAAUCACAAAGCAGGACCGCCACAUAUCUAGCCAGCUAGCUAUCAGUCACUCACACAUGGCUAUAUAUAGCUCUCUAUGUGGGGCCUGCAGUGUUCACCUGGUAAACUUGCUUUUUGACAUGGAACAUUCCUGGGGGUUCAAUCCAUCACCCACAAAUACAGGGAUAUCACUUAAUACUAUCUGACCUGUUUGUGUCUAUACACAUUGGACAGUGAUGUAGAUGGACAAUCUCACUAUCACUGCUCUCAUCCAAAUCCGAUAUUGUCAUAACGACCAGCGUUCAUCCCAGUUGACUGGAUGUUCAGGUCAGGUAUUACUAUGUGAUUCUGCUGAUGGGUCAUGGGCUGUUUGGACUCCUUCUCUGGCAGGACUGUGGCGUGUGUUGAGACUGUUAGUCCUCCCUGGUGUUCUAGCCCACCCACCCACCACAGCAAUACUGGUCUAGCCCCCCCCCCCAGCCCCUUCACACAUGCGCACACACACUCAUCAUCCUACUUAGAAGAACUGAACUGAUAAGAACUAUGCUGACCCACAUGGUAUGGUGUUCACCUGGUCUCCACCUGGUCUCCUCCAGAAGUCUUUGCUGGAGGUGUGUGGCGUGGAGGCGGGGCUUGUUCCGUUGGGCAUGGAAGGCUGUUUUAGUUCGAAAUGCGUUGAAUCUCCACAGGAGGUUUGGAACAUCAGGACUAAGAACAUGUUCAGUUGAAGCUCUUGAAGAACGUUGUACAUUGUACAUAUGUCAAAAAAAGGAAUAUCGCGAAUAUAAUGUGCCACUUUUUUUUAUGACUUUUAACUGUGGGGUGUAUUCUUCAAACAAGGCGCAGUUCUUGUUUUUCUGUUUUGUUGGUCAGAGCUGCUUGUAUAGCACGUCAGGUUCUUGCGUUGGACUAUGAAUAAGAAUAAUUUAUAUCAUGCAUGUUACUUUUUUUGUUUUAGACUACAUUGUGAAAUGCAGUGUCUCUUCUGCUGUCGGUGGUCAACAGGACAAAGGUACAAACUACAUGCUCCAGGCAGGUUUACAGCUCCAUGGCCUUUUGGUAGUUCAUAGUGACUCAGUGCUAGCCUGGCCAGGCUGUACCAUAGCUGAUAGCUAGCUGAUGUUGCUAGGUAGUAGUCGUUACAGGUAUUCAUCACGUGUCUUCAAGAACUGGUCAGACGAGUUACGUUGUGUGGAUGUGGUUAUGAGUGGCGAAGCUGUUUCUUUCUGUUUGUACUAGCUAGGUAGCUGACCACACAGUUGGACGCCCUCACAGCUGGAUCAGUCGUGUGUGUGCGUUUCAUCGAGCCAGCCAAUCAGCUCUCAGCACUCCCCCCUACUCCCCCCCUGCUGUUGUUGAGGACAGAUGUUGGUUAAGAACAGGGCAGAGUGAGUGACAGCUGCAUGUAUGCCUCUCCCCCUGCCCUGCUCUCUCCCCCUGCCCUGCUCUCUCCCCCUGCCCUGCUCUCUCCCCCUGCCCUGCUCUCUCCCCCUGCCCUGCUCUCUCCCCCUGCCCUGCUCUCUCCCCCUGCCCUGCUCUCUCCCCCUGCCCUGCUCUCUCCCCCUGCCCUGCUCUCUCCCCCUGCCCUGCUCUCUCCCCCUGCCCUGCUCUCUCGCCCUGCCCUGCUCUUUCGCCCUGCCCUGCUCUCUCCCCCUGCCCUGCCCUGCUCUCUUCCCCUGCCCUGCUCUCUCCCCCUGCCCUGCUCUGCUCUCUCCCCCUGCCCUGCUCUGCUCUCUCCCUCUUCCCCUGCCCUGCCUCUCCCUCUGCCCUGCUCUGUCCCUCUGCCUCUUCUCCUGCUUCUCCCUCUGCCCUGCCUCUCUUCUAGUCUGGCCAUACAUCAGUAUGAUCAGGCUCAUCAGCAUGUCAUGAAUGGUUGAUCAUUGUAAUGGUCAGUAGAACCAGGCUAAUGGAACGUAGAGAACUUACGGAACAUGAUUCACCUGUGCUUGUCAGAGAUUAGUAUCUGUUCACUGUACAUUUAAUACAAUGUCAUAUGGACAAUUUGCCAAUGAAUGUGGAUGACAUAGAUGAGCAAAAUCUCCAUUGACAUUCUCUGUGUGAGAGAGUGUAGAGAAUUCUGUUAAGUUUUGACUUAUUUUAUAUUUACUUGUAUGUGGAUAUGUAAUAUAAUGUUGUUAAGGUGUUUCUGAAUUUGAUUAAUAACAGAUUUGAAGUAUUGUCUGAAUUGUUUCUGACAAUUUUACGUUAACAUGGAGAUGUUUGAGUCUGGAUUCUGAUGAAUGCUGAAAUAAAGCAAUACAUUUGAA